Dromaius novaehollandiae (emu) is the source of this 1631-nucleotide messenger RNA. Its product is annotated as E3 ubiquitin-protein ligase TRIM7-like. Gene Ontology annotation, molecular function: zinc ion binding; ubiquitin protein ligase activity; protein binding. Bases 24 to 1457 code for a protein of 477 amino acids. The record is from RefSeq and is a predicted model, not a curated record. The transcript is spliced from 7 exons. Gene Ontology annotation, cellular component: cytoplasm. NCBI's taxonomy places the organism in Eukaryota, Metazoa, Chordata, Aves, Casuariiformes, Dromaiidae. Gene Ontology annotation, biological process: protein ubiquitination.
GCCCCGCCCCCCGCACCGCCGCCAUGUCGGGGCCGGAGGAGGCGGCGGCGCUGGCGGCGCUGAGCGAGCGGCUGGAGGCGGAGGUGGCCUGCGCCGUGUGCCUGGAGCCGGCGGCCGAGGCGCUGCUCACGCCCUGCGGCCACGGCUUCUGCGCCGCCUGCGUGGCCGCGCUGCAGCGCGCCGCCGCGCCCGCCGCCUGCCCGCAGUGCCGCCGCCCGCUGCCGCCGGGCUGCUGCCGCCCCAACCUCCCGCUGCGCGGCGCCGCCGAGGCCGCGGCCGAGCUGUCGCGGCUGGCGGCCGCCGCCGCCCGCCGUCCUCGCUGCGCCGCCCACGGCGAGUCGCCGCGGCUCUUCUGCGAGCGCUGCCGCCGCGCGCUCUGCGCGCUCUGCCGCGACGAGCCCGCGCACCGCGGCCACCCGGCCCGCCCCGUCGAGCAGGCCGCGCCGCGCCUCCGGGAGAUGCUUCAGAACGAUUUGGCUUUUCUCCAAAAAGAGAGAGAAGAAUUUAAGCCGGAAGGAGAGAAGAGGAGCGACGAGCUGAUGGGGACGGUGGCGUCGGAGCGGGAGAGGCUGCGGGCCGGAUUCCGGGAGCUGCAGCGGUUCCUGCGGGAGCAGGAGGACGCGCUGCUGGCCCGGCUCGACGAGGCGCACGGCGAGCUCGCCGAGAGGCGCGGCGAAUACGUCGGCAGUGUUUCGGCGAGGAGGUCGCUGCUGGACGCGGCGGUCGCGGAGAUAGAGAAGAAGCGCGACCAGCCGGACAUGGAGUUCCUCAUGGACAUUGACAGCACCCUGAGCAGCUGUGAGGCCGCGAAGGCCCCGCUCCCGGAGCCGGUUCCCUCGGCGCUGCGGAGGAGGGUUUGCAGCCUCUCCGAGACGAGCGAGCUGGUCCUGGGCGCCCUGGCUGAGUUCAGAGCCGAUCUGCUGAGCAAGGUGGACAGAGAGAGGGCGAAGGUGACCCUGGACCCAGAGACGGCCAACCCUUACCUGGUCCUGUCGAACGACGGCAAAACCCUGCGUCUGGGGAAAAGGCAUCAAGACCUCCCCGACGCCCCCGGGAGAUUCACGGGCAGCUCCAGCGUCCUGGGCACCCAGGGGUUCGCGGCAGGGAGGCAUUACUGGGAGCUGGAGGUGGGCGACGGGGACAGCUGGGCCGUGGGGGUGGCCGUGGAGUCCGUGCGGAGGAAGGAGUCGCUCACCCUCGCCAUGGGGGGGAUCUGGGCCCUGCGGCGGGACUGGGAUCGCGGGUACUCGGCGCUCACCAUGCCCCCCAUCCCGCUGGUCCUGGAGGAAGAGCCCCGGCGGAUCAGGGUCCACCUGGACUACGAAGCCGGUGAAGUGACCUUCUACAACCUGGAGAACAUGACGCAGAUCUUCCAGUUCAAGGCCUCCUUCACCGAGAAGGUCUUUCCGUACUUUUGGCUCUGGUCAGAAGGAUCCUAUAUCCAGCUGUGUGCCUGAUGGGGUCGGGCGCCUCCCGGUCCCCUGCUCGUGCCUUUGGUUGGGGGAGCAGGAGAGGUGCGUGGUGACGGCGUGGCAUCGCACUGCAAGCUCCCAGCACCUCUGCUUGGGCUGGCGCAUGUCCACACGCUGCUGCUGCUGCUGCUAUGGCAUUAAAGGUGUGUUUGGCCUGCC